Molecule: messenger RNA, 2688 nt
Organism: Pedinophyceae sp. YPF-701
Lineage: Eukaryota; Viridiplantae; Chlorophyta; Pedinophyceae
Source: the annotation of a GenBank genome assembly
AUGUCGGCGGCCCGCCGGCUCGGCCCCAAGGCCAAGCCGCUGGUGAACGCCUGGACGCAACAGCUAGGCAGCGCCCUCACCGUCGUCGACACAGCGACCGGGUCGACGGCGCGCACCGCGCACGAUCUCCCCCUCCUCCAGACCAGCCUCUGGUGGUCCCGACAACCGCCCCACACCACCGGACAGAUCACGAAAGGGCUGCGCCCGUGGUCAGGGACUCCGGACGCGGAGGCGCAGGGUCGCCGGAAGCACCCCGUCGCCGCGGCCGGCUCCGGCGCGUCGCUGUCGCGCGCCCUGGAACGUAGCCGCGACCCGCUGGCAGCGCAGGCGCGGCAGGCCGACAUCGCCGCCUCGAAAAGCAUCAACAAGCGCAUCGUGCGCGCGCGGACCAUCGCCCAGGUCCUGGCGCUGCUCGACGAGAUGCUCCCGCAGAACGGCGCGCUCCCGCGGGUCCGCCUGAACGCCGUGAACGUCUCCACGGCGUUGCACCGCCUGGCGCGGGCCGCGCACGAGGCCGGCAGCGCGACGGGGGGCGGCGCGAGCGCGGGGCUGACGGACGCGUCCGGGCGCAGCAUGGGCGCCCGCGCGGCCGCGCACGCCGCGCGCCUGAACGCGAUGGCCGCGCAGCUGCUACGCGACAUGGACGCGCAGGGCAUCUCCAACCUGAUGUGGGCGAACGCGACGCUCCGGCGGACGCUGGGCCCGACGACGAUGGACGCUGCGUUCCAGACGAUCGCGGACGAGCUCGUCGCGCACCUGGGCACGGGGCCCGGCGGGGCGGCAUCGGGGCAGACGGACCCGGGGCAGCGGCUGUGGGAGGCUGUGGUGGCCGAGGCGUGGAGCCGGCCGCAGAGCCGGUUCUGCCCGCAGGCGGUCGCGAAUAUGCUGUGGGCGCUGUCGGCGCUGCAGCACGCGCCGCCCGCGGGCUUCCUGCGGGACUUCACGGCGGCGGCCGCGGAGGUCCUGCCCGACUUCGCGCCGCAGCAUCUCAGCAUCUCGCUCUACGCGUGCGCGACGAUGGACUUCCUCCCGCCGCGCGAGUUCCUCGACGGCCUGUCCGAGCAGAGCGUGUUCUGCAUGUCCGGGUUCAAGCCCCAGGAGCUGUCCAACCUCGUCUGGGCUCUGUCCAAGCUGGGCAUCCGCGACGCGCGCAUCCUGGACGCCGUCGCCGCGGUGUGCCGCACGCGCUUCGGCGCGGACCAGACGUCGGCCCUCGCGAGCGCGCGCCGCCCGCAGCACGCCGCGAACAUCCUCUGGGCGUUCGCGACGCUGCGCCACCACCCGGGGCCCCGCGCGCUGUCCGCGCUGAUCUCCGACGUGAGCUGCCGGCUGCACGAGCUGCGCCCCGCGGACCUCGCGGCGCUCGUCUGGGCCUGCGCCGAGCUCGGCGAGGCCCCGGGCGUGCUCGUCGGCGCCCUGCGCGCCUUUCUCUCGGGCGGCGGCGCCGGCGAAGCCGCGGCCGGCUGCGGCCCGCACAGCCUGUCCACGCUCCUCUGGGGCCUCGGCGUCAUGGGCGCGCUCGAUGCGCCGCUCUGGGCGCGGUUCGUCGGCGCGGUCGACGACGCCGUUCCGCGCUGCGGCGCCUCGGACGCCGCGCUCCUGUACGAGGCCGCGCUGCUGACGCACAGCAGCGACGACGACCACGGCGGCCUCGAGCAGCUCUCCGACGCGUCGGUCUCCGCCGCGCACGCCGGCUGGAUCUCCUCCGGCGAGCCCGCGCUGCAAUCCGCGGACUGCUUCCACAUGGACGUGUUCGGGGCGCUCAGCGCGCUCGGCGUGGCGUUCGAGCCGCGGUGGCGCGCCGCGGACGGCUCCCUCCGCGGCGAUGCUGCGCUGGUGGGCCCCGACGGGUCCCUGAAGAAGGUGCUCCUCCUCGACAACGCCAGGAUGUUUUGCGUCAACGUGCUCAAGGGCGAAGAGGUCCCGCGCCCGCUCGGGAAGGCGAUCGCGCGGCGCCGCACGCUCGAGCACUACGGCUACGGUGUCGUCUCGCUGCCGUACUGGGCCUGGGACGCGCUCUCCGCCGACGCGCGAGUGGACUUCCUGCGCCUGCUGCUGGUAGAGGACGCGUCCGCGGGCGAGGCGCUGGCGUGCCUGCGCGUGCGCCCGGCGCUGCGCGACGACGUGUCUGAGGACGGCGGCCAGCGGCGCUGGGCGCAGUACGUCGACGCGAGCGCCCCGAACGAGGCCGCAGAGCAAGCGGCCGUUGCCACCGCGAACCAGCAGCGGCACCGGCACGCCAUGGGCCCCGAGGGCCACUGGGAGCUCUCGCACCCGCUGUCGGGGAUGGCGGCGCGCAUUCUGAACCCCGCGGCGCCGGAGUUCCGCGUCAGCGAGUUUGCGUCGACGGCUGCGUCGUCGCGGACCACCGGGACGGGGGACGACGUCGGGGAGCGGGCGCCGGCGGCUGACUUCCUCUCGUGGGCGUCCAAGGACGUCAACGACCUCGCGCACGACGCGGGCGCCGCGGCGGCGAUCGCGUCGGCGACGCACGUGCUCGGCAGCGACGAGGGGGUGUGGGCGCCGCCGCUGCGCUCGGCGCUGCACAACGGGGAGUGCGAGAACCUGCCGCUGCCGUCGGGCGCAUUCCUGCGGGAGAUGCAGGCGCUCGCGGGCGGCCUCCUGUCGCAGUCGGCCACGUCCAGCAACAGCCUGAUGGCCGACAUCGUCUUCCCGGCCACGCGGUGA